CGCAGAAGUAUUUGUCUUCAAACGGAACCAUGGGGCCACAUUUAUGCAACAUUUGAAUUUUUACAAACAAAUUCUUAUUUGCAACUAAGAAUACAUAAUAAACUACCCUCCAUGAAAUUUUAAUUCAUAUGAGUUCACGCUUUGAUCGCAAUCUCAUAUGGAAUUGUUGAAUCUAAUUAUACACAAAUAUAAAUGAUAUAUAAAAAUAUAAAUGAUUUUAUUACGUUCCGUUCCUAUUCCGUGCUGAAUCAACAGUUUGGCAACUAAGAGAAAACCGUUAAGAGAAAUGCGAUGCCCUGCUUUGCCGACGCGGACCACUCGGUCCGUCCCGAAUUGUUUCGAACCGGCCGAAAAGAGGAGCCGACGAAGAGGCGAACACUCGCAACAGGGUGGGGGUGGCUGAAGUUGAAGGACGGACGUGGAACACUGCCACUCGCCUUCAGUUCCGUGCGAAUUGGCGUUGGGUGUGGACGCGAGUGGCGGAAGCAGGCGGCGUCGAUAUAAACGAGCUCUUCCAUCUUUCGUGAUGCGGUAUUAGAAGUUGCCAGCUCAGAGAUUCCCGCAAAGUUCAAGUGACAAUUUGCCAGCCAGCAAUAACUUUCCGACGCAGGCAAAGCAAAUUGAAUUCGAUUCGAUUGUCUCUCGAUCUUUAUCGAUUCAUUACACCGAAAAAAGAGGGCAAACCAUAAAGUUCUGAGAAAAAGUUUUCUAGGCUCCGUUGGCGUGUGGCAAAGCAACCGAAACCAACCCGAAAUUUCGCAAAUGAGUUUUGCUAACGACGGACCAAACCAAUUAACAGAAUUCGUUCUUGUGUAAUAAAUAAAUUGCCAACAAUUAUAACUUGCAGUCCCACUGAGGCAUAUUCCAAUGAAAUGUGCCACAAAAUGUUUACGGCCAUUGAAGCUCAGAGCAAGAGACCAUAGACGAGGUGCAAGGUGUUGUGGUAGUGGCAGGAUAACUAAAAGGAAGUCACAGGGCUCGACCAAAAAUUUAUAAUUGAUAAUAGCAGUUGCCUUCGCAGAAAAAGCCACCGAAGCCGGGGACAUCGCACUAAUCUACCCUUUUACCAAAACGCAUGUAAACGCAACCGGAGCCCAAGGAAAGCAAGUGGCAGGGCAGGAAAAGAUGCCAUCGGCAGAUCAGAUCCUGUUUGUAAAUGUCACCACAACGGUGGCGGCAGCGGCUCUAACCGCUGCGGCCGCCGUCAGCACCACAGAAUUCGGAAGCGACAAGGACGAACGGGGGUAUGCGGAAACGAAUGCCGAUGCGGGCAUGGGAACGGAGUCGGUGGCCAACAUAUCCGGUUCGCUGGUGGAGGGCCUGACCACUGUCACCGCGGCACUGAGUACAGCUAAGGCGGAUCCGGAUUCCGCGGGAGAAUGCGACGGAGCUGUGGAGGAGCUGCAUGCCAGCGUCCUGGGCCUUCAGCUGGCUGUGCCGGAGUGGGAGGCCCUUCUCACCGCCCUGGUUCUCUCGGUCAUUAUCGUGCUGACCAUCAUCGGAAACAUUCUGGUGAUUCUGAGUGUGUUUACCUACAAGCCGCUGCGCAUCGUCCAGAACUUCUUUAUAGUGUCGCUGGCGGUGGCCGAUCUCACGGUGGCCCUUCUGGUGCUGCCCUUCAACGUGGCUUACUCGAUUCUGGGGCGCUGGGAGUUCGGCAUCCAUCUGUGCAAGCUAUGGCUCACCUGCGACGUGCUGUGCUGCACCAGUUCCAUCCUGAACCUGUGUGCCAUAGCCCUCGACCGGUACUGGGCCAUUACAGACCCCAUCAACUAUGCCCAGAAGCGGACCGUGGGUCGCGUCCUGCUGCUCAUCUCCGGGGUGUGGCUACUCUCACUACUGAUAAGUAGUCCGCCGUUGAUCGGCUGGAACGACUGGCCGGACGAGUUCACCAGCGCCACGCCCUGCGAGCUGACCUCGCAGCGCGGCUACGUCAUCUACUCUUCGCUGGGCUCCUUUUUUAUUCCGCUGGCCAUUAUGACGAUCGUCUACAUCGAGAUCUUCGUAGCCACGCGGCGCCGCUUGAGGGAGAGGGCCAGGGCCAACAAGCUCAACACGAUCGCUCUUAAGUCCACCGAGCUGGAGCCGAUGGCCAACUCCUCGCCCGUCGCCGCCUCCAAUUCCGGCUCCAAGUCGCGCCUUCUAGCCAGCUGGCUGUGCUGCGGCCGAGAUCGCGCCCAGUUCGCCACGCCUAUGAUCCAGAAUGACCAGGAGAGCAUCAGCAGCGAAGUCCACCAGCCGCAGGAUUCCUCCAAUGCGGGUUCCCACGGCAACAGCGAUCCCCAACAGCAGAACAUGGUCGUGCUGGUCAAGAAGUCGCGUCGCGCCAAAAUCAAGGACUCCAUCAAGCACGGCAAGGCCCGUGGUGGCCGCAGGUCGCAGUCCUCGUCCACCUGCGAGCCCCACGGCGAACAACAGCUCCUUCCCGCCGGCGGGGAUGGUGGUAGCUGCCAGGCCGGCGGAGGGCACUCUGGGGGCGGAAAGUCCGACGCUGAGAUUAGCACGGAGAGCGGGGGCGAUCCCAAGGGUUGCAUACAGGUCUGCGUGACCCAGGCGGACGAGCAGACGUCCCUCAAGCUGACCCCGCCGCAAUCCUCGACGGGAGUCGCCGCCGUUUCCGCCACUCCGCUGCAGAAGAAGACUAGUGGGGUAAACCAGUUCAUUGAGGAAAAGCAGAAGAUCUCGCUGUCCAAGGAGCGGCGGGCGGCUCGCACCCUCGGCAUCAUUAUGGGCGUGUUCGUCAUCUGCUGGCUGCCCUUCUUUCUCAUGUACGUCAUCCUGCCCUUCUGCCAGAGCUGCUGCCCCACGAACAAGUUUAAGAACUUCAUCACCUGGCUGGGCUACAUCAACUCGGGCCUUAACCCGGUCAUCUACACCAUAUUUAACCUAGACUACCGACGGGCCUUCAAGCGACUUCUAGGCCUGAAUUGAGGCAGCCUGGCAGGGGCGGGUGGAAGAUUUAGGCCGGGCCAACCAAGGUUCGAACGGGAAAGCGUUACUCAAAGUUUGUGCCAAACUUAAAUGGUCGUUUAUGCGAUCAGCGAAGAUCUCAGUCUGUAGUUGGACCCUCAGUUGGUGAACUUUCAAAUUAAACUUUUCUAUCACUUUCAAAUUCGUGCUUUGGGAACUCAUUUUCAAUAAGUCGAUAAAUUUGAUAAAGCUUGGCAAAUUGAAUAAUAUUUAUAUAUUUAACGUUUAGGCAAACUGCAAGCCACUACAUUGGAAAGUCGAAAAUGAGACUCGAGCAAUUACUUCAAGCAUUUUAUUUAUUUAGUUUUAAACAUUUUGUUUAUAUUCUGUUUUUCGCAAUCGAUUCAGUUGUACCACCACAAUACGCGUAAAUUGCUCAAUACUCAUACUAAAAUGGGUUGUGCUGGGAUUAAAGGGAGGAAGUAAGUAUGCCUCGAGCCACAGCUUCUAAGAAAAUCAUCAAAAUUACAUGGUAAAGAAUUAUACAUGUAUUUUACAUAUAAACCAGCUAAGUGACAUCCAGCAUGAGAAUAGCAUCAAAUUGAAUUUAAUACAAUUAAAUUAAAUGAUUAGGCAUAAGAAUUGUGGCAACUUUCGUGUUUCACCCCAUACGUAUGGAAAACCAAAAAGGUGUUAGUUAAAUUAAAUCUGCGCUCAAGAUAUGUAAGCAUCUACUAAUCUACUAAAUAACUUCCAAGAAAGUAACGAUUUCUAGGCAUCACUUUAACGAUUUGUAUUUAUAUGUAAUUUAAUUGUAGCUAAGCGAUAAGUCCAACCACUAUACCUAAUGUGUACUUUCAAAUACGCUUUUGACUAUUUGUUUAAUAAUUUAAUGAUUAAUUGUUUUAAUGGCAUAGCAAUUAUUGUGUUGAGUGGGCAGCUUAAAGCAGCACAUCAAAACUUACUUAAGAUAGAUAAAUGUUUAAUUGCACUUUACGAAAUGCAACAGAGUUGGCGAAAGGAGGUACUUUUACGGAUGUAUAAACUCAAGUAGUACUUGGCAAGUACAUGCUAUAUCGAAUAUGUAUAUCACAAUUUACGUCAUUUAACGACGAUGUAUGAUAGUUAAUUAAUUAACUUGUUUAACGAGCAAAAGCAAGCAAAG
Messenger RNA from Drosophila teissieri, 4075 nucleotides. RefSeq names its product tyramine/octopamine receptor (gene Oct-TyrR). The transcript is spliced from 4 exons. Gene Ontology annotation, cellular component: membrane. NCBI's taxonomy places the organism in Eukaryota, Metazoa, Arthropoda, Insecta, Diptera, Drosophilidae. Bases 1126 to 2931 code for a protein of 601 amino acids. Gene Ontology annotation, biological process: adenylate cyclase-activating adrenergic receptor signaling pathway. The record is from RefSeq and is a predicted model, not a curated record. Gene Ontology annotation, molecular function: octopamine receptor activity.